UGAGUCGAAGGAGGCACAUCAGUGUACCAGUGCGCAGACGAUUACACGACUAUCGACACGCUGUUUUCGUGUCUGUGGAUAUUAAUACCGAAUUCUUUCGAUAUAGAGGACGUUUACACACACGGACAAGUGACCCGCAGAGUGACCCGGGCGCUGUCGCUUUAAAGCGAACACCUCCCCCUCCCCCCAAUAUCGGAGUCCCCCCCAAUCGUCCUGAUAACAUGGACGGAUUCUAUGACCAGCAAGUCCCAUUUAUGGUCCCACCCAGCCAGCACAAGUCCCACGUGGAGGAACCGUCUCACAGCAGGCCUCUGAACGACAGGAAGAGGAAGUUUGUGGACACAGAGCUCGCCCAGGACACGGAAGAACUCUUCCAAGACCUCAGUCAGCUGCAGGAGAUCUGGAUUGCAGAAGCCCAGGUGCCUGAUGACGAACAGUUUGUCCCAGAUUUCCAGUCGGAUAGCUUGAUGUUUCAUGGCCCGCCACCAGCCAAGAUCAAACGAGAGCUGACUCCCUCCAAAGAGUUCUCUCCCUGUCGUCAGGACAGGAGUCCCAUGCCCUACGGAGAGAAGUGCCUUUACAGCUACAGUGCCUGCGACAGGAAGCCUCCCGGGUUCAAGCCAUUAACUCCCCCCUCGACACCCGUCUCCCCCUGCGGCCCCACCAGCACAGCAGCAACACACCCACUGAGUGAGCAGACCCCCCCUCCUCACCCCCAUGUAGCCAACCAGACCCCACGUCCAGUGCACAUACAGCAGCCUCUAACGGGCUCUCCCAACCAGCAAGCACUCCCAGUCCACAGCCACAGCCCGCCCUUCGCCGUGCCGUGUGCACCACUCAACCAGGAUGCCAACACCUUCACACCUGAGCACAGGUUCCAGCGGCAGAUGUCAGAGCCAUGUCUACCUUUCCCCCCGUCAGAGAGUCAGGGGCGCCCCCAGUUCCUGCCGCAGCCUCCCAGCAGCAGCGGCAACAGUCUGCCACGCGACGGCCGGCCACCGUACCACCGCCAGAUGUCAGAACCGUUGGUAGCCGUGCCACCCCAGGGUUUCAAGCAAGAGCUCAUCGACCCACGAUACACAGAGCAGGGCGUACCCACCAUGGGGCCUCCGGGUCCGCCCCCGGGCCCCCCGCGCCAGGCUGCGUUCCACCCCAUGGCCAUCAAGCAGGAGCCUCGCGACUUCUGCUUCGAUUCUGAAGUGCCUAACUGUCAGUCAUCGUUCGGGAGAGCGGGGAGCUUCUACCAAAAUAACCAUGAAAGCUUUUCCUUUGACAGAGAUCCUCAGCUGUACUUUGACGAUACCUGUGUGGUCCCUGAAAGAUUAGAAGGUAAAGUAAAACAGGAGCCUUCUGUGUAUCGUGACGGACCACCGUACCAGCGCCGCGGCUCCCUGCAGCUCUGGCAGUUCCUGGUCACAUUACUGGAUGACCCGGCCAACGGUCACUUCAUAGCCUGGACCGGUCGCGGCAUGGAGUUCAAACUGAUUGAGCCAGAAGAGGUGGCUCGUCGCUGGGGCAUCCAGAAGAACCGACCGGCCAUGAACUACGACAAGCUGAGCCGCUCGCUGCGUUACUACUACGAGAAGGGCAUCAUGCAGAAGGUGGCUGGUGAGAGGUACGUCUAUAAGUUCGUGUGCGACCCCGAGGCCCUCUUCUCCAUGGCCUUCCCCGACAACCAGAGGCCCAACCUGAAGGUCGACCCGGACAGCCUGCAGGGGCUGGACGAAGACACGGUGCCCCUCACCCACUACGAGGAAACCGCUCCCUACCUGCUGGACGCCGGGGAGCAGUGCGUGGCCGGCUUGUCCUUCCCGGACGGCUACGGCUACUAAACGAGCAGCGGGGUCCUCUGACGCACGACACACACGUACACGCAGACACUCCCAAAAAAAGUCUCUCGACGCCCCACUCUUAAA
Plectropomus leopardus (leopard coralgrouper) is the source of this 1916-nucleotide messenger RNA. It is a transcript of the gene etv5a, whose product is annotated as ETS variant transcription factor 5a. The record is from RefSeq and is a predicted model, not a curated record. Gene Ontology annotation, molecular function: DNA-binding transcription factor activity, RNA polymerase II-specific; sequence-specific DNA binding. Gene Ontology annotation, biological process: regulation of transcription by RNA polymerase II; cell differentiation. Gene Ontology annotation, cellular component: nucleus. Lineage: Eukaryota; Metazoa; Chordata; Actinopteri; Perciformes; Serranidae.